UUUCAUUACCAGCCUACUUUAUCCACCUGCUCUUUAAGCCUCUUUUUACCCCAACCUCAAAGAUAACCUGCCUCCUUUCAGAUGUUGUGCACCGCAACUUCUAAACAGUUCUGGUAAGGGAUUAGAGGAAAUAAAGUCCAAAAAUUGGGAGAGUACCAAAUAUAAUCUAUUCCUUCCCUAAUCUUUUCUUGGUUCUUUAUUUGCUGAACCUCUUUCCCUGUCCCUGUUUUAUUCAUUACACAUAUCUUGCCGGUGCUUGAACAGGGAUAAUUUUUAUUCUGAAUAAUGGAAAGUUGGCUGGCCUUAAAUCCUAUUUAACUAUUUAGAGAAGAUUGUUAUCUAUCUAUCCAUCCAUGUAUCAAAGUAACAUUUCUACUUCAAGACUUAAUAGGUAAAUUAACCUAGGAAAAGAACAUUACUUAUCUGCUCAUGUUCCUUUGUUCCUCAACAUCCUACCUGACCCAGAGUCUCACGUGAACAAUAGCACUUGAGAAAGUGAGGUCACCAGACUUCUGGGUCAGGACGGAGAUGUUCUUCCUAAGGAAGAGGCAGUUUUAGCCUGCUGAGUUAGGGAAUGAUUUUCGGAGAAGAGGCGAAGCUUUCAUUGUCAUAUAGGGAAGACAACUGUCAAAUUCUGGCAUUUCCCAAAUUUUGAAAUGAAUGUGCCUGGGUUAGGACUGCGAGGCGAUUUAACAAAUCGGUUUUUUUUUCAGAGCAGCUUUCCCUACUGCUUCCAUCUAGGCAUCUCUGGAAGGGGGGAAACGGAGUAUGUUUCUUAGGGCACUUUUCACAUUUCCCGGGGACUGUCUCUCCCCCCCCCCUUCCACGUGGUCGAGGUCGACCGACAGUCGAGUGGCGCAGCGGUUACGCAUCAGCCCCUCGGUUCUAGUCCGACGCCGGCGCGCCUCCGAGGCCCCACGCAGCCCUGCAUCCACUCGCUUCGCGCUCUCGCUCUCCUCCCGAAAUGUUUUAUUUAACAUGCUGUACCGGAAGGAGAAGCCAUCUUCCCUCUCCUCAGCCCUGAGCCGCCGUCGCCGCCACCGCUGCCAUUCGGGCUGUCGUGCGCCCCAGCCCCCGGAUCUCGGGGGCGGUGGGAGGAGGAGAGGCGUGGGGAGUCGGUUGGCAACCCCGGACGGCUGGGGGCGCCCUGGGACUGAAGCCUAGCGCCCGCCGGGACCGGCUGCAUAAAGAGCCGAGGGGAAGAGGGCUCCGCAUCUCAGACGCUGCCCGGAGCUCCCCUCCCUGCGCGCGCACACACACGCACAACCCGAUCCCGGCAGGAGAGGGUGGCAGCGGCCGCCUGGCGGGGCAGGGGAAGACCAGGUCGAGAGCGCAGGGAUGCGACUCCUCCAGCCCGGCGGCGCGGCUGCAGUUGGGGCUGCAGCAGGGAGCGGAGCUACCGGUAGCGCUGCAGACAAAAGAACCGCCUGCGCCUGCUGCUGCCCAGCCAGCUCCCGAGGGGAGGAGGAGGAGGAGGAGAGCGGGCCCUGUCGCUGGGGCUGCAGGUCCUGAAGCGGAGGAGCCGCCUCCCCGCCGCUCCGGCGGCCGGCAGAAAGGGAAGCUCGCGAAGGAAAGGCGCAGCCCGCCGUUGCAGCGCGUCUGCUGAGUCCUCCUCCUCGUCGUCCUCCUCCCUCUCCUCUCGCCUCCCUCCCUCCCCGGAUCCUCCGCGUAGCCGAUUGCAGGCCCUGAUCGCCGGAAAGCUCUCCCUUGGCUCGCCUCGCUUUACAAUGGCCCGAGGAAAUCCGGACGCCGGAGCCCAGCUUAGGGGCCAAGAGGGACUUUUCCAGCUCGCCGAAUCCUAGCGGACGGCAAACCGCCCGCCUCGGAAAGAGGGGGAGCGCGGCUUCUGUCCCAGCCUAGCAGUCCUCCCGCAACACCUGGACCUCGCGCCAGGACGACUGCCCAACUCUCUCCCUCCCCCCCCGCCCUCAUCGCCCACCCCGGCGGGACCCGGAGUUGUAGAAUUCCGACCUCUCGAUUAACCCUUCGCUGUCCGCGCCCAAAGCUCUGUCUCUCCGUCAUAGCGGGCUGCAAUCUCCCCCUCCCCAUUUCCUCCUGCCCUUCAUCCAUCUCUGCCCCCCCCCGACACCUGUAAACGCGCAGCUUGCCUUUUCCCUUCGCGACGAGAUGUGGGCUGCGAGUCUCGCUCCUGACGUCCCCCCGUCUUCCACCUGCCGGGCGCUUUCCCGAUCUUCUCCGUUCCCGGAUGCUAGGCAGGGGCGCAGCUAGACGGCGGCGUCCCGCACCCCACCUCUCCGUGGCUCUCCCCCCUCCCCAUCCCGAAAGGUACACGCUGCUGCCGCCGUCGAGAAAGGUAAAUGAUGUUCAAGUACCGGAUCCGCAUGUUUUUCAACGAGCUGAAGCUGCUGGUGUUGAUGCGGCGGGGCCGCCCGGAGCCCGAACCUGGAGCUGGGGGAAGCCGGGGAGCGCUGGGCGGCAGUGGCUGCGGAUGGCCGCCCUUCGCCGAUUGCUCGGUCCAGCAGGACGAUGAAGCGGAGUAUUACGGCGGAGGAGGCGCCGAGACGCGGCCCCGGAGCCUGGCCUUGGAGGAGAAGGACCCUCGCCUUCAGCCUCCGGGGCACCAGCCGGGGCAUCAACCCACCGCGGGUGGGGCCGGAGGAGCUUUGGACUCAGUAUCGCUCAGCAGCAGCUUGGAUAGUGGGAUGAGGACCCCGCAGUGCCGGAUUUGCUUCCAGGGACCAGAGCAGGGGGAGCUGCUCAGCCCCUGUCGUUGUGAUGGUUCUGUCCGUUGUACCCACCAGCCUUGCUUGAUUCGCUGGAUCAGUGAGAGGGGCUCCUGGAGCUGUGAGCUGUGCUACUUCAAGUACCAGGUCUUAGCCAUUAGCACAAAGAAUCCGUUGCAGUGGCAGGCAAUUUCCCUGACGGUGAUUGAAAAAGUGCAAAUUGCAGCCAUCAUCCUGGGUUCCCUCUUCCUCAUUGCCAGCAUCUCCUGGCUGAUUUGGUCGUCACUCAGCCCCUCGGCCAAGUGGCAACGGCAGGACCUGCUCUUCCAGAUCUGCUAUGGGAUGUACGGUUUUAUGGAUAUCGUCUGCAUAGGCCUGAUCACUCAUGAAGGCUCCUCGGUGUAUCGAAUAUUCAAGCGCUGGCAGGCAGUGAACCAGCAAUGGAAGGUGCUGAAUUACGACAAAGCCAAGGACCUGGGGGACCCCCUUGGCGGGAGCACAAAGCCAGGGGGUCGGAAUUCACGGACGAAUCCCUCCUCAGGGAGUGAGAGGACCUCCCAGCGGGGCCAGCGAGUUAGGACUAUUUUGAACCAUCACUGUGGUUAUACAAUUCUGCACAUUCUCAGCCACCUGCGGCCUAAUGAACAUCGUGGGGGCUCCGGUUCCAGCCGUGAAGUGGUCAUGAGGGUGACGACCGUAUAAUAACCGCUUGGGGAGCUUUUGUCAAGAAGGAGAGGCUCUGCAGAUCUGAUGGAAGGAAGACACCGAUGCCCUCCGCUCCCGCACACAGGCUCCCUUCUGAGCCCUCACGGGGUUGGCCACACAUUGAAUACUGUCUGAUGGAAGAAGGCACCCAGCUCUGUGGCAUUGCUGCAGACCCCACCCAAGCCUUCCUUGUAAGGGGGGAGCGCCUCAGUGUGGUUUCCUCUUCCUGAUCUCCCAUCAAUGUGAAUUCUUUUCCUUUCCAUCCAGGCCUAUGAUGAAAAGGGAGACAGCCCACCCCACCCCACCCCAGCCCUCCUGACGCCAUCUCCCUGGCUUUUCUUGUUAUGAUUAAACUCUUUGGAAGUUGGGUGGGCUUUUAUUUAUUUUAUUUAUUUUAAAAUGGCCCCUUGCUGGGUCCCUUUCUGGACAAGUCUUGGCGCCAACCCAUCCAGAAAUUUGGAAACAUUUUUACCUCAUCUUUCAAAGGAAAUCCUGCCAGAAGAACCACGCCUUGCCACCCUCAUCCCGUUGCUCUCUUUCUCUCUGACCAGGAGAUGCCAACCAGAGAGGCUCUGAACUUUGACCAUCCCCUUCCCAAAAAAUAAAUUUGAAAAAAAUGGUGCAAUAAACAUGUUUCUUAAAGCAAAAUGGCAUCUUGCAAUAAGGUUGCUGCACAUUUCAUCUUUAAUUUACUGCAUGAAAGUCUGUUUUU
Messenger RNA from Crotalus tigris (Tiger rattlesnake), 4101 nucleotides. It is a transcript of the gene MARCHF9, whose product is annotated as membrane associated ring-CH-type finger 9. Gene Ontology annotation, molecular function: ubiquitin-protein transferase activity; zinc ion binding. NCBI's taxonomy places the organism in Eukaryota, Metazoa, Chordata, Lepidosauria, Squamata, Viperidae. The transcript has 4 exons. Gene Ontology annotation, biological process: protein ubiquitination. The coding region runs from base 2319 to 3386 and encodes 355 amino acids. The record is from RefSeq and is a predicted model, not a curated record.